Sarcophilus harrisii (Tasmanian devil) is the source of this 4521-nucleotide messenger RNA. It is a transcript of the gene SLC25A44, whose product is annotated as solute carrier family 25 member 44. Gene Ontology annotation, cellular component: mitochondrion. Lineage: Eukaryota; Metazoa; Chordata; Mammalia; Dasyuromorphia; Dasyuridae. Gene Ontology annotation, biological process: branched-chain amino acid catabolic process. The transcript has 4 exons. The record is from RefSeq and is a predicted model, not a curated record. The coding region runs from base 1295 to 2239 and encodes 314 amino acids. Gene Ontology annotation, molecular function: branched-chain amino acid transmembrane transporter activity.
GAGCUGCAUGGCCUGGAUGUGAAUAACGUCCGAGGAGGGGAGUCUGCCCUGAUGGUUUAUGACAGGAGGGCUUACAUAAGGUGGUUAUAUAAGGGCCAACAAAGCGGCGGGAGCCCGCUCGUUACUGUAAAUGAAGUCCGGAAUCAGCCCGGCCUUGGUGUGCCCGGGUCUUUGGUGCUGGUCUGGUAGAGAUGGGUGGGAGGGGUUCCAGGCCCCCCGCCCAGGCUCCCCAGGGGACGCCAGCGCAGAGAAACCGGCCGGGGCUGAGGCGGUGCGAGGGCUCGGCCUGGAGACCGAUGUCAAAAGCACCGACACUGGAGACCUGGGAAGGGGUGGAAGCGGACCGAGCCAGGCCGGUGGUUUGUAGACUUGGGGGGAGAUUAGGAAACGGCGAGCGCUCUCCCUGGACCCAGUGUCUUCCCACUGGCUACUUUCCCAGCUUGGGUUGCCCGGGAUGAACAACGAGCGGUGUUUGUAUCCGGGGCUUCUUGCACCCCACAGUUGAGCAGCCCGGUGGUUGGGUUUCGCCCCGGGCCUGGGCCAGAACCUUACCGGUACCUUCCUUCUGAGGCACCUGCAUUUCCGACACCUACCUUUGCUUCUCUUUUGAAUCUUCCUCCUAAAGCGUUGAAUCAUUUCUGAGGAAUGUCUUCUCUCUGCCUGUCAGAUUAGAAACAGAAUCAGAAAUAGAAAUAGAAUUAGAAAUAAUCAGCAGCUUUAAGGAUCCCUUCUCUUUUUCAGAAGUGCAGUUGAGAGCUAAGGAGGAAAAAGGGUAAGAUAGAAGCAGGCAUAAGAGAAGGGCUAGCAAAUGAAGAUUACUGUGAUUUGCCAUAUUUUCCUCCCUUCUGAAAUUAAACUCUUGAUCUGAUCCUGCCCUCAGCCAGACUCUCCUUACUUCCUGCCCUGGCCAGUGCAUCUUCAGGUUUACUUGAGUAUAACAGAAAGUCUGUCUUCUAGAAACCAUGUUGUAUUUGUCCUAGGAGAACAGCAUAUUCAGCCACUCAGAAAACAGGUUGGAAAAACAGGGAAAGGUACUGAUUUUCCCAGGACAAACUGAAAUAGUGCCUGGGCAGCUAGUCGGUCUUCAGGGCCACUCAAAUCUGGAGGCCUGAAGGCCGCAUUUCCACAGCUGUGCCUCCAGUUGUUGGGGAAGGAACUGAGAGGAAAUACGGCAUUGAGUGAACUACUGUGGCGUGAACUCCCACCACCCAGAGCAAAAAUCCUAACUCUCAAGAUUGGAAAUUAAUCCUCACACAUACCUGUGUCCAGAAAGAAGAAAUGGCAUUACGGCACUAUGGAGGAUAAACGCAACAUCCCAAUCAUUGAGUGGGAACAUCUGGACAAGAAGAAGUUCUAUGUCUUUGGUUUGGCGAUGACCAUGAUGAUCCGAAUCAGCGUCUACCCCUUCGCCCUCAUCCGCACACGGCUCCAGAUACAGAAGGGCAAGAGCCUCUAUCAAGGAACCUUUGAUGCCUUUGUGAAGAUUCUGCGGACAGAUGGGGUGUUGGGCCUCUAUCGGGGCUUCUUGGUCAACACACUCACCCUGGUCUCUGGCCAGUGCUAUGUUACCACCUAUGAGCUCACCCGAAGGUUUGUGUCGAAGUACAGCCAGAGCAACACAGUGAAGUCACUAGUGGCUGGUAGCUCAGCCUCAUUGGUGGCCCAGAGCAUAACAGUGCCCAUUGAUGUGGUCUCCCAGCACCUGAUGAUGCAGCGCAAGGGCGAGACCAUGGGCCGCUUCCAGGUGUAUCGGUGUACAGAGGGCCGGGGGAUAGUGGCCUUUGGCCAAACCAAGUAUAUCAUUCAGCAGAUCCUGCGAGCUGAUGGAGUACGGGGCUUCUACCGAGGUUAUGUGGCUUCUCUACUCACCUACAUACCCAAUAGUGCUUUAUGGUGGCCCUUCUACCACUUUUAUGCAGAGCAGCUCUCCCAUAUCUGUCCUAAGGACUGCCCCCACAUAAUCUUCCAAGCCAUUUCUGGGCCCCUGGCUGCAGCCACCGCCUCCGUCAUCACCAACCCAAUGGACAUCGUCCGAGCCAGAGUACAGGUGGAGGGCAAGAGCUCAAUCAUCUUGACUUUCAAGCAGCUGUUGGCAGAGGAGGGGCCCUGGGGCUUCAUGAAAGGUCUCUCUGCCAGGAUCAUUGCAGCCACACCCUCCACCAUGGUCGUAGUGAUAGGCUAUGAGAGUCUUAAGAAGUUCAGUCUUAGGCCAGAACUGGUGGACUCCGGACACUGGUAAUGAGUGGUGGGGAGAGGAGCCUGCCAUGCCCUGAAGAGAGGGACGGAGAGAAAGCGGACAACACCCUCCACUGGCCAUGCACACAGUCCUCAGCUGGACUGGCUGCCUGGAAAAGGGACACCAAGCUGCUCUAGUUGAAUAGGCUUUGAGCUUGGAUCUCCAGCUCUGCUGUUUUUAAUUCUCUGGCCAAACUGAACCCCCUCAUCCAGGCUUCCUUUUCUGAUCCUUAGCCAAUUCCUUUUUAAAAAGGGACUAGUUAAGGACCUUUCUCAGCUUUCUUCCAUCACCAUCCUUAGGCUGUACAUAGGUUGCUUUUCACUCUUCUUUCCCCUUUGACUGCUUUUCCAGCCUUUAAGGGACCACGGUCAUCUCUUGCCCUGGCCCCCUUUCCUAAGCCAGUUGAUUCUUAAUUCUUUUAGGAUGGCGCUGCCAAAAAUCUGUAAUAUCUUUCCCUCCACCAUUGGGGGAGUGCCCGUCUCACUAAGGAGGGAGCAGCAGAGAACCUCUAGUUGUCUGGAAAAUUCUUCCCUCUUUCUCUGGGGAAGUUGAUAGUUUGGGAUGAGAGAAUGGGAAGAAAAUCUCUAUGGAUUAAUUUUAUUUUUGUUAAAAAUUUGUGAACCAGCCUGUUGUUUUUUAAGUCUGCUAGAACACCAUUCCUGCAGCUAGAUCCCAUAUCUGCCAUAGCAGUUGGAAUGUGUAAUUUUUACCUCACCUGUGGCUCCUUAUGCUCUUUGGAUUCCCUUAGUUCGGUCCCCAAUAGGUCUUAGGCAAUAUCUUUGACUACUGGUUCUUCCCCCAGCCUCCCAAAUAUUUUUUGUAAUGGGCAUUAUGCCUGCAUAACUGAACAGGCCUAAAGUAGCACCUUGAAAAGUUAGAUUGAUCAUGUAGAUUGAAAACAGAGAAGAAGCUUGCUGAGACAAAGGAGGGGAAAGCCUGUCAUGGCAGGUCACAUUCAGCUCUGAACAUCUCCAGCCAUCAAUAUAUUUCUUCCAUCAGUGAUUCGAUCUGUCUCCCAUUGACAUGUCAGCUGAAGGAUAGGAAGCUUUACAAAGUAUUGAGCUGAUAUAUUCUCUUACCCUGUAAUAUUAAAAGUUAGCACAGACACUAAAUCUAAAAGUAUGAUAAUGGUAGUGGGGAGCAGGAAAGGGUUCUCAAAAGAGGAAAGGGUGCAUCUUUCCUUUGUCUCCAUACACAGCCAUUUCACCAUUUUACCAGCAUGAUACUGCCAAGAUUUCCUAUUGAAACCCUUCAAAAACCUGGGAAAUUGAACCACUUCAUUUCCCAUUGCAACUCACACAUAGUGAAUGAUAAUUAGAUUCAACCUUGCUGAUUUUCCAGUGGGGCUACUGAGUUGGUUCCUGGCAUGGUUGCUUUGUGUAGGACCUCUUGCUUCUCCCCACCCAGGAAAGGCUAGGAUGCCUUUCUACUGAAGGGUGCUAGCUUCACAACAACUUUGAUAUUUGUCCUCUUUUCCUUCCCCCCCCCCCCCCCCCCCCACCCAGGUAGCCUGGAAACAACAUCUAUUUAUGUUUAACUUUUCUGUGCAUCACUUCUGGUUUCAAUAUCCAUGGCUGUGUCGUCUUCACAAAUUUGUCUUGUUCAUGUCAGUCUCUCUUGUCCCUCCCUCUUCGAUGCUUUGUUGAGGGCUUUCUUCUCCUGCUCUUUACUCCAUCUUUGAAACACCCCCUCCCCCCAUUCUGACCCGUACGACCCUUAGGCUUGGAAUGACCCUCACAAUGGAAACAGAAUUGCUCCGUGUUCUUUACCAUCAGUAUAAAGCCCUUGCAGGCCUCUGUCCCGCAAAGACUGAUUUCAGGCCCCUUACUCUGUGUAGCUGAGCAGAAAUGCCCUGGGAACAUAAGAGGUGCUCCCGCUGCCCUCACACCUCUCUUGUGCAUCCCUCCCUACAAGCGCCUUGUGUCUUGCUGUUUUUUUGUCCCCUCCCCUCACUUCCCCUUGUCCCACACUGCUGUUCCUGACUGAGACCCGGAGCCCGGCAGUGGCAGGCGAGAAAAGGACUUUAUGUCCUCCGGGGUAGCAUGGGGAAGGCCGGAAUGUGUGGGGGGUGACUCGGUCUGUUCGAGCGAAGUUCUCGAGGGAGGAGGGCCGAGAACCGCGUGGCCCUGUUGUGAGGGGCUGGGCCGAGAAGACGCAGCAGUACUCAGACAGCUGCUCUUUGACCAUUUAAUACUGAGUGAUACGUAAUGUGACUAUUCAAAACAGGUUUCACUGUUGCACUGUAAGAAGUCUUUGUCGUAAAAUUAAACAUUUUUAUUGUUUGA